Leptosia nina is the source of this 786-nucleotide messenger RNA. NCBI's taxonomy places the organism in Eukaryota, Metazoa, Arthropoda, Insecta, Lepidoptera, Pieridae. The record is from the annotation of a GenBank genome assembly.
AUGGUGUCACACCUGUCGGUGGCAGUUUUGCUUUUAGCUGGUGUCGCUCUCGUUCAAUCGAAGCGUAUAGUGGGUGGCGAGGAAACCACAAUUGAGCAAUACCCAUACAUCGUGCAAGUGGAAUUCUUCGACCGGUGGUUCGGCUGGUCCCAGUCAUGUGGUGCUAACGUCCUUACUUCAUCAUGGGUUUUGUCAGCUGCUCAUUGUUUUGAAGGACGGGAUUACACACCAAGAAACAGACGUAUUAGAGCAGGUACAACUUACCGAAUGUCGGGUGGCUCCAUCCACAACGUCGAUUUCGAAAGGAACCACCCAGAUUACCGCCGCGCUUCACGUUAUGACGCCGACAUCAACGUGGUGAAACUCUCUACUCCCCUGGUCUACUCUAACUACAUCAAGCAGGGCACCAUCGUUUCCAUGGGUUUCCAACUUCCAGACAACACACCGGUGGUACACGCUGGUUGGGGUGACACAGCAUGGGGUGGAAGCGCAUCAAGAAUCCUCAAACACGUCCAGAUGUACACAAUCAACAAUGAUCUUUGCAGGACUCGUUACCAACAAUUGCCUGGUAACAACAUUGUCACUAGAAACAUGAUCUGCGCUGGUCUUUUGGAUGUCGGUGGUCGUGACGCUUGCCAAGGAGAUUCUGGUGGACCGCUGUAUGCUGGAAACAUUAUCGUUGGAGUGGUCUCCUGGGGCCACAGAUGUGCGAACGACACCUACCCCGGUAUUAGUACCUCAGUCGCUUCCUACACUGACUGGGUUAUUCAAAACGCUAGAGGAUAA